AUGAUGGCCACUUACCAAAACACGGACGAUGACGCAAUGGCAUUGAUGAUCCACGAUACCAACACGCCGAAGGAGAAAGAGCGACCCAAAGAGGAGCCGGUCCAGGAAAAGGUCGCAGAAAAGCCGGAUCCGACUCAGAAGCCUCCCUACUCCUAUGUGGCCCUCAUCGCUAUGGCCAUCCGAGAGAGCUCCGAGAAGCGUCUCACUCUGUCUGGCAUUUACCAGUACAUCAUCAGUAAGUUUCCAUUCUAUGAGAAAAACAAAAAAGGCUGGCAGAACAGUAUCCGGCACAACCUGAGCCUCAACGAGUGUUUCAUCAAAGUUCCGCGGGAGGGCGGCGGGGAAAGGAAAGGCAACUUCUGGACUCUCGACCCGGCCUGUGAGGACAUGUUUGAGAAGGGCAACUACCGGAGGCGCCGCCGAAUGAAGCGACCGUUCAGGCCGCCGCCCACGCAUUUCCAACCCGGGAAAUCCUUAUUCGGAGGGGACGGCUACGGCUACCUUUCCCCACCCAAGUACCUGCAGUCCAGCUUCAUGAAUAACUCGUGGUCGCUGGGCCAGCCGCCUACUCCGAUGUCCUACACUUCCUGUCAGAUGGCCGGUGGCAACGUGAGCCCGGUCAAGGCUUUGUCCGCCCCCGCCUCUUACAACCCGUACUCUCGAGUGCAGGGCAUGGCGCUCCCGGCUAUGGUGAACUCUUACAACGGCAUGAGCCACCAUCACCACCCGGCCCACUCCCACCACUCCCAGCAGUUGAGCCCGGCCACGGCCGCCCCGCCCCCGGUCUCGUCCGGCAAUGGAGCCGGGCUUCAGUUCGCUUGCUCCCGCCAGCCCGCGGAGCUGUCCAUGAUGCACUGUUCGUACUGGGAACACGAGAGCAAACACUCGGCCUUGCACACGAGGAUUGAUAUUUAA
Nerophis lumbriciformis (worm pipefish) is the source of this 915-nucleotide messenger RNA. Lineage: Eukaryota; Metazoa; Chordata; Actinopteri; Syngnathiformes; Syngnathidae. The record is from RefSeq and is a predicted model, not a curated record.